AGCAUAGUGCUGGAUUGGUGACACUAAAUUUGAAGGGAUAGCAAAGCGAGCCAUCCGGAAGAUAUCAGAAUUAGUACCUUUGCGCAUUAAGUGCGCAUGGUUGAGUUCGGUGAACAUAUGGUCGUUCGUCAACUGCAGACCUAAACACUGUUCGCGCCUGUGCAUCACAAUCAUCACGCUACCCCACUACCAUUCCAUAAUGCCGAAGUCAAAGGAAGUGUUGUCUACGUCCUCCUCUGGCAGUGACUCAGACAGUGAAGUGGAGACAAAGGCCAAGAGGAAGAAGCCAGCCCCACCAGAGAAGCCAGCAAAGAAACAGAAGAGUGGGGAGAGCUCCAGGGCAGGCGGUUCUUCCAAGGGUGGCAAUAAAGAUGACAACAUGUUUCAAAUUGGAAAGAUGAGAUAUGUCAGCGUCCGAGACUUCAAAGGCAAGGUGCUGAUUGACAUUCGUGAGUAUUGGAUGGACCAAGAAGGCGAGAUGAAACCAGGCAAGAAAGGCAUCUCCUUGAAUCCAGAGCAGUGGAACCAACUGAAACAACAAAUCUCUGAGAUUGAUGACGCUGUGAAGAGAAUAUAAGCCCCUCCCUCGGUGUUUAGAAGUUGAGCUUGCGUAGUGUUUUUAGAUUUUACCAACUUUUACACUGGCGUAAAACAAUGUUUUCUAAAGGAUGGAAUUUUUUUUAAGCGACAAAGAUUACAUUGUGUAUAUAUGCAGUUAAUUUGAAUUUUAAUAUUUUCUGCAUGUGCUGUGUGAACUGGGUUUAAAAACUGUUGUGUAUUAUGUUUGUGGUUGGGUCAAGACUAGACGAGCUGGGAAGGGUGCAAGAUCUGGGUGGUAAUUCAGUUUGUUCAUAGUAUUCAAUAGAGGCAAUAAAUAGGCUCUAAUUAAAUAUACGUAUUUC
Megalops cyprinoides (Indo-Pacific tarpon) is the source of this 902-nucleotide messenger RNA. RefSeq names its product activated RNA polymerase II transcriptional coactivator p15-like. Gene Ontology annotation, cellular component: transcription regulator complex; nucleus. The record is from RefSeq and is a predicted model, not a curated record. Gene Ontology annotation, molecular function: transcription coactivator activity; DNA binding. The coding region runs from base 200 to 577 and encodes 125 amino acids. Lineage: Eukaryota; Metazoa; Chordata; Actinopteri; Elopiformes; Megalopidae. The transcript has 5 exons. Gene Ontology annotation, biological process: positive regulation of transcription initiation by RNA polymerase II.